Messenger RNA from Ochotona curzoniae (black-lipped pika), 996 nucleotides. RefSeq names its product proline-rich protein 23C-like. The transcript has a single exon. The record is from RefSeq and is a predicted model, not a curated record. Bases 1 to 996 code for a protein of 331 amino acids. Lineage: Eukaryota; Metazoa; Chordata; Mammalia; Lagomorpha; Ochotonidae.
AUGCGUCGACCCCGCAGCCCCAGCACCUGCCCUGCGCCCAGCUGGCCCCCGCAGCCUGGAGAGCCGGGCCCUGCCAAGCGUCGCCGAGUGGAUGUGCCCACCGCGGGCCCCGAGCCGCUGCCACAGCCUGGCCUAUGGCACCAGUCCUGGGCCCAGCACGCCUCGGAAGACGCCAACGCUCUCCCUCUGCAAGAGGACAACGCCAUAGCUCUAGAAGAAGCCGAAGCACUAGGACUACAACGGGCCGAUGGCCUGGCUAGCCGUGACCCCGAUGCUGUUGCGCUCCAAGAAGCCAACACUGCUGCUUUGCAAGAGGCCAACAACGCCCCAAAUCUAGAAGACGGCAAUAGCCUGCCUCUGCAAGAAGACAAGGCCACUGCCCAUUACGAGGCCGCUGCCGGUGUGGAUGCACAUGGCUUGGCGCCCAGCUCGCUGAGCUCUGUGGUGGUGCUGCCCGCCGGCUCGGCCCUGUGGCUGCAGCACCCCGAGCUCGGCGUCGACCUGCUGCUGGAGCCCCCGCCCAUGGCCGUCGUCACAGUGUCGCUGCUGGGAUGCACGCUGCUCCUGGUGCCCCAGGGCCUCCUGGACGCCGCCGCCUCGCACUCCGGAGCCCAGGGACAGGCUCCCGGUGGCCUGCAGCUGGACGCCUUGCUGGUCGCGGUGGAACAGCUGGUCGUCGCGGGCCAGCAGCAAUGGGCAUGCGCCUCCGUGCCCGACGGCGCAGGCCAGGAAGAUGCCUUGCAAGAAGCCGCCCCAGCCCCAGCCCCCGCCACCUCCGCUUCCGCCGCCUCUGAGCUCCUGGCUCCCAGUCCUUGGGCCGCAGCUCCCAGAUCUGCCUUCGACCUCGACUACCAACUGCUGCACCCCCUCUCACCCAGCUCCUCGCUCCGGCCUCUGCCUCCCUCUCCCAGUCCAGAUCCCCAGGAGCGCCCCGAGAACCCGCAGCGCCCUCGCCGCCCCGCCUGCAAGGCCCGAAGACGCCUGCUCUUCCAGUGA